This is a messenger RNA of Cyprinus carpio (common carp), 1444 nucleotides long. It is a transcript of the gene socs2, whose product is annotated as suppressor of cytokine signaling 2. Gene Ontology annotation, biological process: phosphatidylinositol phosphate biosynthetic process; intracellular signal transduction. Lineage: Eukaryota; Metazoa; Chordata; Actinopteri; Cypriniformes; Cyprinidae. Gene Ontology annotation, cellular component: phosphatidylinositol 3-kinase complex. Gene Ontology annotation, molecular function: 1-phosphatidylinositol-3-kinase regulator activity. The record is from RefSeq and is a predicted model, not a curated record.
UUAUUUCCUCUGAUUCAUUAUGUCUCAUAUAGCAGCUACAUCAAAUAAUUGGUGCAUUUAGAACUGACGUAUCUUCAUUUACACGUUCAGGAGAAAAUACACUCGUUUAUCUUAUGUGUCACGCUAUCAUUUACAAGGAGCUGUCAAUGCAGUUUCCUAGUAAAGGCAGUUCUGCGUAUUUUGCCGUCUCUCAAAGGCACCCUUUGUUUUUAUUCCUCAUGCACGUGCGCAAUGAGCCAUUCACACAGAAGACGGACGUUUGUGAUGUUAAUGAAGCUUAUGAUGUCAUUUCGCUCUUUUAUCCAAUUAAAAACAGCAACAGAAACCUUAGCUGACCUUUGGAUUAUUCAAUGGAGAUUAACACGAAAUGGCCACUUUCAAUUAUCACUUUAUGAGAGUAUUAAAAAAAAACUAUUAGAAAUGAGCUACAGGAGUGAAAUGACUAUCACAUGUGAGCACCACCCUGAGGUGACAGUAGAGGCUUUCAGACUGUAAAAAUAUUAAGGAUUUACAGGACAAAAACACUUUUAAGAUCGCUGCAGCCAAACCAAAUCCACGGACGCUGUGGAAGACUUCUCACAUGUUUUGGUCGAUUGUAAGAGUCAGGAGUCUUUGAAGGAUAAUUAUAGACAUUGACUGGAUGCAGAACGCCGUUCUCCAAUGACCUGUCACUCAUCCGACUCCACGGAAAGCAUCGAGAAUGAAAGGAGAUCGCAAACCGAAACCCAAGUCGCGGAGACCGAACAGAGUCGCAUUGCCACUGCCAUGAGAGACCUUAAAAACACUGCAGGCUGGUAUUGGGGCAGCCUGACAGCCAAUGAAGCCAAGGAGAUCCUGCAGGACACGUCGGAGGGGACAUUUCUGGUCCGAGACAGCUCUCAGAGGGACUACCUUUUCACCAUCUCCGCCAUGACUUCUGCGGGACCCACCAACCUGCGAAUCGAAUACAAGGACGGCAAGUUCAAGCUGGAUUCCGUGGUGCUGGUCAAACCCAAACUCAAACAGUUUGACAGCGUUGUCCAUCUCGUGGAACACUAUGUGCAGCUGUCCCGGACGUCUUGUAAGGGCAGGACUACCCCUGUCGCCCCGUCCAAUGGCACCGUGCAGCUGCUGCUCACGACUCCGGUGUACACAGCCACACCGUCUCUGCAGCAUCUGUGUCGUAUUGCCAUCAACAAAACCACACGGCGGGUACAAGAACUCCCUUUGCCGAAUCGGCUGAAGGAUUACCUGACAGACUACACUUAUAAUGUAUAGAACCAGAUGGACAAUGAUGACCAUAAGUGUUGAGUUCUAUGGAUCAUAGACCCAGAAAUAAUGGGGUGCCGACGACCCGUUUAGGAUCAUUUGCCAGGGAUCCCUCAUCUUGUGCCCAAGGACAAGAGGACAAAAAGGAUGAUUCACAUAAAAAAUAAAAAUCUGUGAUUAAUUACUCACCGUCAUG